Messenger RNA from Monomorium pharaonis (pharaoh ant), 1519 nucleotides. Its product is annotated as venom acid phosphatase Acph-1. NCBI's taxonomy places the organism in Eukaryota, Metazoa, Arthropoda, Insecta, Hymenoptera, Formicidae. The record is from RefSeq and is a predicted model, not a curated record. The coding region runs from base 227 to 1480 and encodes 417 amino acids. Gene Ontology annotation, biological process: dephosphorylation. Gene Ontology annotation, molecular function: phosphatase activity. The transcript has 7 exons.
UUAAUUUUAAUUCCGUAUCCAAAUCUGGUAUUCACAUAUAUAGACAAGGUUCAGACAAGGUUUUAUGUCUGUUUAAAAAAUUCCCGAAUAUAUAUUUGACUAACAUCUCUUCAAUCAAGUCACUGAUUGUUAUCAUCGUACAAACGUAAAUCAGGUAGUAUAGUAAGAUAACCAGUAAAAUCGAGAGUGUAGCAAUCCCAGUUUUCCGAAGAAAAGGUACGUAAAAAUGGCCAAGAUACAUUUUGUUUGCAUUAUGCUCGCAUUAUGCACCUGUAUACUUUCCAGUACAGCGGUGCCAAAUUUAAAGUUAGUUCAUGUUCUAUUCGCGCAUAAAUUGUACGCGCCAUGGGAAACCGACGUGGAAUUUAACGAGACCAGCAUCCCGGAAACUUUAUCAUAUGAAUCCUUUAUUUCAGCCGCAAUAAAUAUGCCGGUGGAUGCAGAACUCAAUAUGUACAACCUCGGAGUGUAUUUGCGUAAUGUCUACGAUAAAUUUUUGGGCGACACAUAUACGCCCGACAUUAUAAAGACACGUACGACGGAACAUACUUUGUCGAUCUUAUCGGCCCAACUUGUUAAUUCCGGGUUAUGGCCUCCUGCGGCAAAUCAAAUAUGGAUUGAAAGCCUCAAGUGGCUACCAAUACCAAAUGAAUAUCUAAGAAUGAAAGAGGACACACUGAUGCUGGGUUCUCUGUGUCCAAAUUUUAUUUCACAAAUGAACCAGAUAUUACAAACAACCGAAAUGCGGAAGCUACUAGCACAGUAUCAACCUUUGUUCGAUUAUCUUUCUAAAUAUACCGAAAGAAAUAUCAGCACUCCAUCGGAUGUAGCUCUCUUGUAUGCUACAUUAGAAACACUGGCGGAUCGAAAUAAUAUAUUGCCCCAUUGGGCAACUGACGUCUUUCCCGAUGGUACAAUGUACAACGUCACUUUGUUGGAGUACGAUCUACUUUCGAUAACUUCUCUGCAAAGACAGUUGAAUGGUGGAACUCUUUUAGGAGAGAUUAUUGGUAAUUCUAUAAAAUAUGCAAUAGGUGAUAUACCGAAGGAACGAAAAAUGAUGUUGUACAGCGGAGAUAUGAGAAACAUUGUCGGGAUUCUGAAGAAUCUUGAUCUAUGGUCGCCUCACAUUCCCAACGAGGCGACUGCAUUGAUAUUCGAAUUAUACUUUGAUAAUGAUACGAAUAUUUAUGGAAUAAAGAUUAAUUAUUAUGCAGGUAUUGACGACAUGAUGAUCGUUCUGUCGCUGUCGAACUGUACAGAUAUAUGUCCACUACAGACUUUAAUUAACGCCGCUAUCGAUCUAAUACCUCAAGACUCGCGAUCUUUAUGUGGCUGGUCUACUGAAAACUUAAUGAAAGAUCUAUCAGAAGACAAGGAUUUUAACUCGUCGAGUGAAUCUGUUUCGAAUCGAAACAAGACUUUAACUUUUAUUUUAAUAUUAUUUUCUGUAGCUGUUAAUAUUUUUAAAGUUACAUGAUAGCGCAUAUAAUAGUUUUUUUAAUGAUAAAACUCGAAU